ACCCCUAAGUUUUAGCACCUAAAACACGUACAUGCACAGAACUCAAAGUUGAAGAGUCCUAGUCUGCAUUGCUCAGUUUCUCAGUAUCACUCUCACGCCAAUGUGACUGACAAAUGGCUUUUUUCGAGCAAAGCAGCCUCUGGGAUAAUGUCAUACAGCAAACCAAGGAGGCUCAAGAAAAGGGUAGUGAUCCUUUGCUCUGGUCGGUGCAAGUCUCGUCGAUUUUGAGCUCGGCAGGGGUGUCCCUGCCCUCAACAGAGCUCGCCAAUGUGAUGGUCUCAUACAUUUGUUGGGAAAACAAUGUGCCCAUUUUUUGGAAGUUUCUCGAAAAGGCCAUGGUAUACAACAUGGUGCCCUCUAUGCUUGUUCUUGCACUGCUUUCAUCCAGGGUUAUUCCGAGUCGACGAUUCCAGCCUGCAGCUUAUAGACUUUACAUGGAGCUCCUAAAGAGACAUGCUUUCUCACUCAGAUCUCAGAUAAAUUGGCCUAAUUAUCAAAUGGUUAUGAAAUCAAUAGAUGAUAUCCUUGAUUUGUCCCAGACUUUUGGUCUUCAAACUAGUGAUGCUGGGACUAUUGUCGUUGGGUUCAUCUUCUCAACUGUGUGGCAGUUGAUUGAUGCAUCAUUAGAUGAUGAGGGGUUGCUGGAACAUGAUGACCCAGAAAAGAAGUCUAGAUGGGUAAUUAAACCCCAAGAAAUGGAGAUAGACGGUUACGAGAAGGGGAAUGAACACUAUGAGAGAUUGCAGAAUCAGAAUACUGUGAUGGCUAUUGAGUUAAUCACACAGUUUCUACAAAACAAGUUGACUUCCAAGAUUCUGAACUUGGCAAAACAAAACAUGCCUACACACUGGGAGGGGUUUAUAAAGCAAUUACAGCUGCUCGCAGAAGAUUCAUCAGCAUUGAAACAUGCCAAAGUUACUAGUCCUGAGGCACUUCUGCAGCUGGCUUCUGAUAUUUGCACAGAUUCAACUAAAUGCAAACUACGUUCACGUUCAGUGCAAAAGUGCCAUGAGAUCAGGGAUUCUUCUGUUGGACUAUGCCAUGGAACUGGUCGCUCUACCAUAUGGCUUCCACUUGAUCUGGUACUAGAAGAUGCCUUGACUCUUACAAGGGUCAUUAAUGCAACAAGUCUAAUUGAUACUCUCACAGGGUUGAUCAAGAUUCUUCGAGCCAUAAAUUGUGCCACUUGGCAUGACACCUUUUUAUACCUAUGGAUUGCAGCACUUCGUCUUGUCCAAAGGGAGAGGAAUCCUAUCGAUUCACCUGUGCCUCAUCAUGAUUCGCGCAUUAGCAUGUUGCUGUCUAUCACUACACUCGUGGUUGCCGGUCUUAUUGAUGAAGAUGAAAGUGCAAAAGUAGACAAGACAGACUAUAGUUUUGCCAAUCAACAGGAGAAACAAAAGGGUACAGGGAAGUCCCACCACGAUUUACUCUCCAGCUUACAAAUGCUGGGAAACUUUAUAGGACUGCUGGCUCCCCCUCGUUCUGCAGUUUCUGCAGCAAAUCGCGCUGCUGCAAAAGCAAUGUUCUUUAUUUCAGGGACUAGUGUUGAAAGUGCGUACUUGGAUUGCAUCAGUAUGGACGAUGUAUCUGUAGACUACUCAGGAAACAUGCGUCAUCUGAUUGUUGAGGCUUGUAUAGCAAGAAACCUACUAGACACAUCAGCAUAUUUCUGGCCAGGCUAUGUUAAAGGAUGCAUCAAUGAAUUACCUUCUAAUGUACCUUCCCAAGUGCCUUGUUGGUCGUCAUUAAUGCAGGGGGCACCGCUUACACCAGUAAUGACCAAGGCAUUGAUUUCAACUCCUGCAUCAAGCUUAACAGAGCUCGAGAAGAUAUUUGAGAUAGCCGUCAGUGGAUCAGAUUAUGAAAAGAUAUCAGCAGCUACCAUCCUUUGUGGAGCCUCCCUCACUCAAGGUUGGAAUGUACAGGAACACACUGCUCAUUUUAUUAUUAGGUUGUUGUCUCCUCCAUCUUCUACAAAUCAUUCUGAAAGUGGCAGCCAUCUGAUAGGUCAUGCUUUUGUGCUAAAUGCACUUCUUUCUGGGAUCUCUACCAUUGAUAGUAUCAAGAUUUUCUCGCUACUUGGCAUGGUUCCUCAACUAGCAUGUUCAUUAAUGGCAAUCUGUGAGAUUUUUGGGUCAUGUGUACCCAGUAGCUCAGGCAGUCAGACAACAGAAAAUGAGACUUCUGCUCAUACUGUGUUUUCUAAUGGAUUUACUCUUUUUCUAAAACUGUGGAGGUUUGAUCGUUGCUUUGGAGCUCGACCAGCAGAUAUACCAACAGUUGGAUCCAACCUUACUCCUGAAUACCUUCUACUAAUACGAAACUCCCACCUUACUUCGUCUGGAGAUGCCCCCAAGGAUUGUAAUAAAAGGAGAUUAUCAUCAGUUGCAAGCUCAUCAUCUGCACACCCCAUCUACAUUGAUUCAUUUCCAAAAUUGAAAGCCUGGUACAAUCAGCACAACGCAUGCAUAUCUUCAACCCUCUCUGGAGCUGCCCGCGGAACUCCUGUUCCUCACCAUGUUGAUGAGCUUUUCAACUUUAUAUUCAAAGAGAAGGAGCAAGGAACACAGUCUUUAGAUUCUAAUAAUUCUGGAAGUUGCAGUUCAUUUAGAGAAGCAGAUGAAUCUAUUUACUUAGGUAAACUGCCUGCUUGGGAGAUUCUCGCAGCUCUUCACUAUGUUGUUGAUGCUGCUUUAACAGCCUGUGCCAAUGGAAGACUCUCUCCCCGAAAAUUGGCUAUGGGGCUCAAAGUCUUGGUUGAUUUUCUUCCUGCAUCUUUGGGAACCAUUGUGAGCUACUUGACAGCUGAAGUAACCAGGGGUACUUGGAAACCAGCUUCAAUGAAUGGAACAGAUUGGCCCUGCCCUGAUGCAAAUUUGUCAUACGUCGAGGAAAAGAUAAAGACAAUUGUAGCUGCCACUGCUGUUGACGUCUCAAGCGCUUCUUCAGGAAGCUGUCAAGCUACACUGCCAUUGCCCCUGGCUGCCUUAUUGUGCCUGACUAUAGCAUAUAAAACUGAUAGAGAUUCAAUACGGUAUCUGGAUUUGCCUGCACAGGUAUUGGCCUCCGUCUCAGCAGGUUGCCCCUGGCCUUGCAUGCCAAUUGUGUAUUCACUGUGGAGCCAGAAAGCAAAGCGUUGGAGUGCAUUCUUUGUGUUUUCUUCAUCUCGUACUGUCUUCCUCCAAAACCAACAGGCUUUUGUCCAGCUUCUUAGAAGCUGCUUCACUGCCAUACUUGGCCUGCAUUCCAAUCCUCUCUCACACAAUGGUGGUAUUGGAGCUCUUCUUGGCCAUGGGAUCGUAUCUCAUGCUCACGACAGUGUUUCUCCUGUUUCCCCUGGGAUUCUUUACAUGCAUGUUUAUCCACAUUUAUCUGACGUCUUCUUCUUGAACAAAGAGAUUGUUUCCCUCUUGAUAGAAUGUGUAGGAGAGAUAACAAGAAGCGGGUUUAAUGUGGAGGAAUGCAAGAAAAUGAAGAGGAUACAGGGACAGUUUCAACUGGCUUCAAACCUGACACGGGGUAAGCUUGUGGCUUCCCUUGCAGCAUCUUUAGUAUGGUCAUCCGGAGGCUUAGGUCUGGUGCAGUCAUUGUUCGAAGAGUUUUUACCAUCGUGGUUUGUAUCUGAUCACAGCUCCAGUCAAGGAGAAUCACCACAAGUUGCAUGGCUAAAAGGAUAUGUGGUUGCAUAUUUUGCAUCCUUGUGCGGAGCUUUCGUUUGGGGUGUUGACUCAUCAUCAUGGGGAUCCAAGCGUCGUCGGAAGAUCCUUGGAUCCCACAUGGAAUUUAUUGUAACUGUACUAAAAGGGCAGAUAAUACUUCGUUGUGAUGAGAUCACUUGGCGAGCUUAUGUGUUGGGAUUCAUAAGCUUGAUGGUGAUUUGCAUGCCAACUUGGGUGUUGGAGGUGGAUGUGCAUGUCUUGAAGAUAAUCAGUAAGAAGCUGAAUGAGUGGAAUGAGACGGAGCUUGCUAUGGAAUUGCUGGGGAUUGGUGGUCUUGAUUUCAUGGGUGCAGCUGUAGAAAUGCUAAUCGAAUGCCAGCCAUAAUUUCCUGUCUUUAAUUUGUUUACAUUUAUUUUUCUCUCUUGAAAUUCAAUUGAAAUGUCAAAUGACUUCAGAAUAAAUUGUAUACUAGUCUUCAUCUCAAGUUGACAAAAAUUUAUGAGUUGCCUUCACCAAAUGACAGCAAUAUAGAAGAACUGUACUUGCCCCAUGAGAUGGAUCCAACGCUACCUGGGAGA
Rosa rugosa (rugosa rose) is the source of this 4240-nucleotide messenger RNA. Its product is annotated as mediator of RNA polymerase II transcription subunit 33A-like. The transcript is spliced from 12 exons. Gene Ontology annotation, biological process: regulation of phenylpropanoid metabolic process. The coding region runs from base 114 to 4046 and encodes 1310 amino acids. Gene Ontology annotation, cellular component: mediator complex. The record is from RefSeq and is a predicted model, not a curated record. NCBI's taxonomy places the organism in Eukaryota, Viridiplantae, Streptophyta, Magnoliopsida, Rosales, Rosaceae.